GGGGAGGAGGAGGAGGAGGAGGAGGGCGGGGCGGCGAGGACCCGCCCGCGGCGAUUAUAGGCGAUGACUCAGGGCGGAGCCCCGCAUCCAGCAGCCGCGCCGCCGCCAACUUCCCUGGAUGGGACCAGAAGUUUCUAGCCGGCCAGUUGCCGCCUCCCCUCGCUCUCCUCCUCCUCCGCCGCCGCCGCCGGCAGCGCCCAGGCGCCUUCCAGACGCUUCCAGCGCCCGCGGCCACGUCACCCCCCGCCUCUAAUUCAUAAGGGGCCCGCAGCCCGCCGCCCGCACUCGCCGCCCGCCCGCGCCCCGGCCCCGCAGCCCCGGCCCGGCCCGGCCCCGCAGCAUGAGCGCCGCCACCCACUCGCCCCCGGUGCAGAUGGCCUCUGGCGACCGCGACCCCCUGCCCCCGGGCUGGGAGAUCAAGGUGGACCCGCAGACCGGCUGGCCCUUCUUCGUGGACCACAACAGCCGCACCACCACGUGGAACGACCCGCGGGUGCCCCCCGAGGGGCCCAAGGAGCCUCUGUCUUCUGCCAACGGCCCUUCCCAGGAGGCCCCCAGGCUGCCUGCGGCCGGAUACCCCCAGCUCCGACCUGGCUACAUUCCCAUCCCUGUGCUGCACGAGGGUGCUGAGAGCCGGCCAUUCCCCUUCCAGACCUACGCCCAGCCUGGGCCCCAGCGCUUCCGCAGUGAGGCCGCCGCAGCUCCCCAGAGGCCCCAGUCCCCGCUGCGGGGGGUGGCUGAAACCACCCAGCCGGAGAAGCACUGUGGACCUGCUGCAGCCCAGCCCCUAGCUUCCCACGGACCCGAGCAACAGCAGCGCUCCCAGUCACCGGCCGCCUCGGACUGCUCGUCCUCGUCCUCCUCGGCCAGCCUGCCGUCCCUGGGCAGGAGCAGCCUGAGCAGCCACCAGCUCCCCCGGGGCUACAUCCCCAUCCCCGUCAUCCACGAGCAGAACGCCGCACGCCCGGCCACCCAGCCGGCCUUCCAUCAAGCCCAGAAGACCCACUACCCAGCUCCGCAGGGCGAGUACCAUCCCCACCAGCCCGUGUACCACAAGAUCCAGGGGGAUGAGUGGGAGCCCAGGCCCCAGAGGGCAGCAUCCCCCUUCCGCUCGCCCGUGCGCGGGGCCUCCAGCCGGGAGGGCUCCCCGGCCAGAAGCAGCACCCCGGUGCACUCCGUGUCACCCCUCCGAGUGCACACUGUGGUCGACCGGCCUCAGCAGCCUGUGACCCAUCGGGAACCUUCUUUGCCUGUGCCCCAACCUGAAAACAAGCCGGAAAGCAAGUCAGGCCCAACUGGACCGGAACUCCUGCCUGGACACGUCCCCAUUCAGGUGAUCCGAAAAGAGGUGGACGCCCAGCCCGCCCCCCACAAGCCCCCACCUCCUUCAGAGAAGGUCGAGGUAAAGGUUCCUUCUGCUCCGGCUCCUUGUCCCCCCAGCCCCGCACCCCCUGCUGUCCCCUCUUCUCCCAAGAAUGUGCCUUCAGAAGAGAGAGCGGCCCCCAGCCCUGCCCCUGCAGAAGUCACAGCCCCCAAAGCAGGGGUGGCAGAAGCACCCCCAAAGCACCCGGGGGUGCUGAAAGUGGAAGCCAUCCUGGAGAAGGUCCAAGGGCUGGAGCAGGCGGUGGAUCAUUUUGAAGGCAAGAAGACAGACAAGAAAUACCUGAUGAUUGAGGAGUACCUGACCAAGGAGCUGCUGGCCCUGGACUCAGUGGAUCCUGAGGGACGAGCCGACGUCCGCCAGGCUCGGAGAGAUGGUGUCCGCAAGGUCCAGACCAUCCUAGAGAAGCUGGAACAGAAAGCCAUCGACGUGCCGGGUCAAGUCCAGGUUUAUGAACUCCAGCCCAGCAACCUGGAGCCCGACAGGCCACUGCAGGAGAUCAUGGCGAUGGGGACCCCGGCAGCAGACAAGAGCCGGAGUGGAGAGGAUCCCCAAGCCGCAAGCCGGCCACCUGUCUCCAAGGAGACCGCAGCUCCGAACCCCUCCAGCACCUCCGCAGACACGGCUGGUCCCCCGGCCGCCGCUCCCUAGUCCCUGCCGAGGCCCGGAACUAAGCGCCGGUGUACUUCAGGGGAGUUUUCAAUCGCAUGCCUUUCACAGACUUGGAGUCCGUUGGUUUGUACUAUUCAUAGCCGCUUGGUAUGCAGUACCUGGGGUGAAGGCAAAAGAAACACACAAAAUAAAAGAGCUGAGAGGACAAGGGAUGCUUUCCUUUCAAAGUGUGGUUCUGUACAGACAGGAAGUUACAUGUUUCUUAUUUCCAAAGUAUUAUAAACCCAGUCACUCUGGCUAGCUAUGGCUGUGAGCUCUCUUUCUAUACCCCUCUCCUCCCAUCAGAUCACUGCUCAGCUCUGCCUUAUGGUGGUGCAGGGGAUUGAACCUGGAACUUUGGGGCCUCAGGCAUGAGAGUCUUUUUGCAUAGCCAUUAUGCUAUCUAUCCCUGCCCUAAGCUCUCUUUCUAUAGCUUUGAACUGGAGGAGUUUUUUUUUGUUUUUUGUUUAUUUUUGUGGUGGGGAGGCUAGAUGGGGCCCUCAAGUUCCUAUCAUAUCAAUACAAAGAAACCCACUUUUCAGAAAUGAUGCUGGAAUUCUAAGGAGAUGACUGUCUUCAUCUCAUUGCUGAGAGACCUAACUUGAGCUAAAUGAAAAUGUGUAAGGAGCCCUAGGAAUAUCCGUCUGUUGGAUGACUUUUAUGCUACACCUGGAAAAAAAAAUAAUAAAAUAAAAUAAAGAUGACAUAAAAUGUU
Molecule: messenger RNA, 2747 nt
Organism: Erinaceus europaeus (western European hedgehog)
Lineage: Eukaryota; Metazoa; Chordata; Mammalia; Eulipotyphla; Erinaceidae
Gene: BAG3
Product: BAG cochaperone 3
Exons: 4
Coding region: 341-2032 (563 amino acids)
Biological process (GO): protein stabilization; muscle cell cellular homeostasis; negative regulation of striated muscle cell apoptotic process
Cellular component (GO): nucleus; cytosol; membrane
Molecular function (GO): protein-folding chaperone binding; adenyl-nucleotide exchange factor activity
Source: RefSeq, a predicted model, not a curated record